Molecule: messenger RNA, 282 nt
Organism: Spirodela intermedia
Lineage: Eukaryota; Viridiplantae; Streptophyta; Magnoliopsida; Alismatales; Araceae
Source: the annotation of a GenBank genome assembly
AUGAAGAGCGACCCGGGGCUGACCUUCUCCCUGCGACCCAGACCCGGCCGGGAAUACUCCAACGAAUGGGAAUCGGACGACUCUUCCGCCGGGAAGAAGCUCAAGAAGGCCUCAGUCUCCUCGCCGGAGGGCGGCGGCACCGCCACCACCAAGAGGCGCUUGCCGGCACCUGGAGAGGACAAGACGGGCGCUGCCGCGAGCAGCAUUUCUCCGACGACUCCUCCGAUAGCCAGCUACCGGACUUCCCGGCGGAAGGGUAUACCCCACAGAGCGCCCUUCUAG